UCCCUGAAGUGGAGAAGUAAAUGACUUCUCAAACUCCCAAACCCAGUCCUGUUCUACUUUUCUAGCCAUCCCAGAAGUCUCGCGAUGUUGGGCCUCUGUGCUUAGAAACUCUUGGAACUACUUUAGGACAGAUACUCGGAAGAACACCCUGUGAUAUUUUAAUAAAACAUAUGGUUAGUUUAUUAAAUGUCUGUCCGGGCUAUCUUGUAAAAUAACAGAAGAGUCAACUGGAAUAAAUAGAAGAAAGAAAAAAAGAGGACAAGGAACCCAUUUUCCCAAUCGUUUAUACGCUUCUUCCGGAAACAAAGUACCAGUUUACCAUGGUCGUCACUAGUUACCACGCCACAAAGUCAUAAACCCCGCCUAUUUCUACAAUGUAUUUUCUUAAAAUUUGAUUUUUAAACCUAACCCUAACAUUGACCACACUGCCAAGCUCAUGCCAAACUCCAACCUUAAAUGAAGGCCAAAAAGCUAAUUUGAGUUUUCAUGAAUUUUUACAGUAUAUCCAUUUUUACUUUGUGUUUUGGGUAACUAGUGGAAACCGUUUACCACCCAAUCAGAAAACACUUGCAUUUUAAAAUGUCGAUUACUUUCUGGUUGGCAGCCGGCACAUUUUUUAAUUUCUGUUCUCAUGAUGAAGGUUUAUCAGUGAGUGGCUAACCUCGAAAUUUGGAAAAAGUACUGCAACAAGCUAGCAAUGCGACUAACUAUUUUCAGAGGUCAGGGGAGCCAGUAUUGUUGCCAGCUCGACUGACUACCACACAGCUAGCUAGCGCGCUCUUUACUGCCUAAUGGGAACCCAAGAUGAUGAGAGAGGUAGUCCAGAUUGGGUGGACGUGGCGAAUGAUAUCCUUAGCAAGUGUCACUUUAACCUGAGACUGAGAAAGGUGACGGACUGUAAUGCCAAUGUUUUUGUCGCCUUGUAUGAGGCCAUCUUGGGGGAGAAAGUCCCAGACUACAUCGCCACCCCGGGCAGUCAGGAUGAUGUCCACAACGUCCAGUCUGUGAUCGACUCUCUGGCUCUGGACUACCUUCAGAUCAGCCUUUCACACAUCACAGGCGAGAACAUUGUACGAGGGGACAAGGAGUCCAUCAAGAACCUGCUGGAGAUCUUUGACGGGCUGCUUGAGUACCUCACCGAGCAGAUCAGUGAAGAGGAGUCGCAAAAUGGAGACAAGGAACCAAACGGUGUUCCUGUGGAGGAUGCCCCCCUCCCUACAGGGCCAGUGGUCCCCCAGACAGAGGAACAGAGGUCCCUAAUGGAGAGAGCCUCCCAGUAUUCUAGUGUGCACUCUGCCGUCCAGUCUAGCAGCAAACAUUCCCUCCACUCUUGGAAUGCGGAGGAGACGGGCUCGACCAAUGAGCUUAUCCUCCUGGGAGACUCCGCCCGCACGUUCACGGCCAAACAAGAAGUGGAAGCCUCUUCCCAAGCCCCGGGCCCCAGCACCACGGGUGCUCCGGGAACGCCAGGCACCCAGGCCACUCUACUGAGGGAGCCCCUGCGCUCAGCCAUCCCCCUGCAGCCCCCAUACCAGACUAUCCCCCACAGGCCCGACAGAGCGCCCCGAUCGGGUAGCCAGUCUCCCCCAGCCAACGGUCUCGGCAGCGGGGCCACAUUGGAGCAGGAGGCACCUGCUGGCACCUCGCAGUCCCCAAGGCCAGUGGCUGACACAGUUACCAAUGGAGUGUCCCCAAGGCCAGCCUUCAACCACUCACCCGUGGAGAAUGAGAAGUCUGUGUCCAGUCAAACCAAGGCCAGGCUAGAGGAGGCCAAGGAGCAGUCGGAACCUACCAGUGUGGGGCCCAGGAGGGUUCUAUUCCGGACACAGCCAGACAUUCAUUUCCUCACCCUGCAGGAUGAGCUGGAGGACAGGGCACCACUGGACACUGAGGAAGAUGAGGAGGAAGAGACCUUCACGCAGCAGGACAGCUGGGCUCACAGGGGGCGGACGGGGCUCAGCAGUAGCAGGGUACUAGAGGAGGAUGAUUGUGAGGAGCCUCUCUCCUGGCGUAGACAGAGAAACAGGAAGGCAGAACAGGAGCUGCACCACAUGUCUGAGAAGCUGUCCCGACAACUAGAGGAGCUGGACCUGAUGUUAAAGAGAGCGCUAGGAGAGAGUGGAGAGCCCGACAAGGUCAAGGAGGAGGACAAACAGUCUCACCACAGUGACAGUGUCAUGGAGUGUCGCAGGCCCCCAAGGAGGCCAACAGGUACGCCGCGAGCACCCACAUCCCCCUGUACCCGCUCCCUGUCCCCCUCCCCUCCCCGGGCCCGCCGCUCCCUUUCAGGUCAGCUAGAGGGCGCCGUGAGAGAGGCGGUGAGUGGAAGGGUCACACAGAGACACACCGCUGCCCGUACGCGCCGACGACAACUCCGCCGUCUACAGCCCCAACACAAACACCGCCAGCUGGAAACAGCCUAUGAGGAGGAGCUGAAAGUGUACGAGGACAGAGAACGGGCUGCUAUGGCCAUGGAACGAACCAGAGCACAGGAGGCGGAGAGGGAGUACAGAGAGGCCAUACUGAGUGAUGUUCCCCGAACCCCCAAACCGUCUCAAGUGUACACCACAGCAGCCCGACACCGCUCCCCCAGGACCAGACAACCGACUCCGGGCCGCAGGCGACAGGACAAAACCAGGAGAGCCCCACCAAUGAAGGUGAAGGACAACGACCUGCUCCCCCUGCUCCUGGAGGAGUUCCCCCACCUGCACCUCUCGCCCCAUGCCCUGGGCAGGAUGUGGCAGCAGCAGCUGGGCCAGGUGGACCGCCUCAACGCCUCCAUCUCCCUGGACAACCAGAGGCAGGGCCCACGCACUAAACUCACCAGCCAGGUGGAAGAGGCUCAGAGGAGACACGACCUGCUGGGGGAGAUCAUCCGCAAAGAGCAAGAACACAACAGACGCCUGAGGGAUUUUAAGGAGCGUAUCCAGCAACAGAAGUCGACUCAGAACCGUCUGAAGGAGCAGAGGCAGCAGAUCGCCCGGGCCAAGAAGUACCACGGUGACUACCACGUCCAGCUCCGAGCACGCAUGAUGAGGGCCCGCACGAAAGAGGAGAGGAUGUUUAAGCAGGUGUUUGAGGAGGGCUUGGAGGUGCAGAAGGCUCGUCUCCGAGAGCAGAGGGCCUACGCUAAGGAGCAGCGCCAGGAGCACCACAAAAAACACCGAGACCAGAUCCAAUCUAUGGAGAACUAUUACAAGGACCAGAACGGGACAGCUGAAAGCUCAUUCCACGCUGUUCUGCCAUCUUUCAGUUUUCAUUAUUGGCCGACACUCUCGCUACAGAGAGACAGGAUAUCCAAGUACGGAAGAAGGCCCAAGAAAAGGCCCUUCAGAAGAUGAAGCUGGAGCUGCGCUCCAAGAUGGAGAGGGAGAUAGGCGAGCUGCAGAAGAUUAUCGUCCAGAACGACGACGACGACUACUUCCACGACCUGGAGGUCCAAAGGUUACGGGGUCGCGUGCAAAUGGCUUCCUUCCAGUACAACACCAGCUGUCAGCACUGACCCCGCUAACGAGCUAGCAAUCUAUAGCUACCUGCCGCUAACUUUCCUUCGGCUGCUGAAAACAAACUCUAAAGUCUCUAAAAACCCACGGAUCGGAGUCCUACUCUUCGAUUUGUUUUAAAUACUUGAUUAUUUAAGAAUGAUAAAAAA
Messenger RNA from Oncorhynchus mykiss (rainbow trout), 3652 nucleotides. Its product is annotated as centrosomal protein of 95 kDa. Lineage: Eukaryota; Metazoa; Chordata; Actinopteri; Salmoniformes; Salmonidae. Gene Ontology annotation, cellular component: centrosome; spindle pole. The record is from RefSeq and is a predicted model, not a curated record.